AUGUGGUACCAUCAGGCACUAGCUGCUGUAUUGCUUCUUCUCGAGAUUUGCGUUGUCUAUGCAUUGGGCCUUGCAAUCUAUCGUCUCUACGUGCACCCUCUUCGCAAGACCCCAGGACCGUGGCACUUUGCCGUGUCUGGACUUCCUCUAGUUAUCGAGAACCAGUUGAAAGGUCGUUUCGUCAAAACAGUCCUGCAGUUGCAUGAAAAGUACGGUGACAUUGUGCGUACUGGGCCGAAUUCACUGUCCAUCAACGGAACCAUCGGAUGGUCUGAAGUGUUCGGAUUUGGUCGUAGCAACCAACCCGAAUUCUCUCACUACGAUGACUUCUACCAGAUUGGAGACAAGUCGAACCUAUCGAUAUUCCCAUCCGACAGAGAGAGCCAUCGGCGUCAGCGCCGUAUUCUUGCACAUGCCUUCUCUGAUGCCGCCAUCAAGGAGCAGGAGGCGCUGAUAAUGCAGUACGUUGACAAGCUCUUCGUCCAUCUACGAAAAGACGCCGCGCAACAUCAACCAACGGACAUGGUCAAAUGGUUCAACUUCACAACUUUCGACAUCAUUGGCGAUUUAGCCUUUGGGGAACCGUUCGACUGCCUAGAGAACAGCGAUUAUCAUCCGUGGGUUGCCAUGAUAUUUCUUGGCCUCAAAGGCAACACUCAAAUGCUUGCAUUGCUGAAGAUGCCUGCCCUCAGUUGGAUUCUACGACUGGUGAUUUCCAAAGAGAACAUGCAAAAGCGACUUGAAAGCAAGGCAAUGACUGAUAAGAAGGUGGAGAAAAGACUAGCCCUUGGGUCAGCCCCCAACGGCCGGAAGGACUUCAUGACCUACAUCCUUCGCCACAACGAUGAGAAAGGCAUGAGCCAUCAAGAGAUCCUGGGCAAUUCCGAGGCUCUAAUUGUCGCCGGAAGCGAGACGACAGCCAGCGCACUUUCAGGCUUGACCUACUACAUUACAACGAAUCCGCAGGCGCUAGAGAGGCUUCAACAUGAGAUUCGUACAGCCUUCAGCACCGAGAAGGAGAUUACGAUGCUUUCCACUGCGCAUCUCAAAUACUUGACAGCAUGCAUUGAAGAAGCUCUGCGAGUAUACCCGCCAGCUCCAGAGACGCCCCCACGCGUCUCUCCUGGUGAAUACGUGAACGGUUACUAUAUCCCCAAAGGUACUCUAAUCACAAUCUUCCAAUGGGCGGUCUACCACAACCCUAACAACUUCGUUCAACCCGAUGCCUUCAUUCCUGAACGCUGGCUAAGUCCCAACCACCCUUUCCACGACCCACAGUUCAACGCAGAUAAGAAAGCCGCAUUCCAACCAUUCUCUUUCGGCCCACGAAACUGCAUAGGCAAGAAUCUGGCUUAUAAUGAACUGCGACUUAUUGCUGCUCGGCUCUUUUGGAACUUCGACUUCGUGUUGCAGCCUGAGAGCCAGGGCUGGCCGGAUAAACAGAAGGCGUUUACGGUCUGGGAGAAGAUUCCGUUGUUCGUUCAACUGAAACAAGUGGAGAGGGACUAG
Molecule: messenger RNA, 1509 nt
Organism: Pyrenophora tritici-repentis Pt-1C-BFP
Lineage: Eukaryota; Fungi; Ascomycota; Dothideomycetes; Pleosporales; Pleosporaceae
Product: CypX, Cytochrome P450
Molecular function (GO): monooxygenase activity; oxidoreductase activity, acting on paired donors, with incorporation or reduction of molecular oxygen; heme binding
Source: RefSeq, a predicted model, not a curated record